GUGAUGACAUCAGAGGUUCCCAUGCUCAUUCAGACGGGGUGCAGAGCGGCUCAGAGGUUUCACGAGGAUUGAGUAUUUUCUGAUGGUCAGAGAGAGGAACAGAGCACUCUGCUAACCGCCGCUAACCAGGCUGACAAACAGAGAACCGCCAUGACAGAAGAGGCGAGCUCACAGGAUGGGAACGGUAGAGUCAGCCGGGUCAUCCGGAUCGGAACCCGUAAGAGCCAGCUGGCCCGCAUCCAGACGGACAGCGUGGCCGACAGGCUGAAGGAGCUCUACCCCGACGUCCACCUGGAAAUAGUUGCCAUGUCAACGAUAGGAGAUAAAAUCCUGGACACAGCUCUAUCCAAGAUCGGUGAGAAGAGUUUGUUCACCAAAGAGUUGGAGAACGCCCUGGAGAGGAAUGAGUGAGUGUCUGUCUGACUCGGGUAGAUUGGGU
Messenger RNA from Cyprinodon variegatus (sheepshead minnow), 439 nucleotides. Its product is annotated as porphobilinogen deaminase-like. The coding region runs from base 151 to 411 and encodes 86 amino acids. The transcript has 5 exons. Gene Ontology annotation, cellular component: cytoplasm. Gene Ontology annotation, molecular function: hydroxymethylbilane synthase activity. Gene Ontology annotation, biological process: heme biosynthetic process. The record is from RefSeq and is a predicted model, not a curated record. Lineage: Eukaryota; Metazoa; Chordata; Actinopteri; Cyprinodontiformes; Cyprinodontidae.